Molecule: messenger RNA, 3504 nt
Organism: Syngnathus acus (greater pipefish)
Lineage: Eukaryota; Metazoa; Chordata; Actinopteri; Syngnathiformes; Syngnathidae
Gene: slc2a3b
Product: solute carrier family 2 member 3b
Exons: 11
Coding region: 201-1757 (518 amino acids)
Biological process (GO): response to insulin; monosaccharide transmembrane transport
Cellular component (GO): apical plasma membrane; basolateral plasma membrane
Molecular function (GO): hexose transmembrane transporter activity
Source: RefSeq, a predicted model, not a curated record
AGUAUGAAGAGAAGUCGAGGGAGGCGGAAGAGGAGAAGGAGGAGUUUCUCGUCUGCCUCUGCUGUUGUGAGUGAGAGCAGACCAUCUUCAUUCUUCUGGACCCAAAACAGGUUGGCACCGUCCCCGUUCAUCAGGAUUCACAGCUGUUUGCGCUGAGAGGUGUGUUAUUCAAAACAUCGAUUUGUGUAAAAAGAGGCAAGAUGGAGCGCAUGGAAGAUGACAAGCCCAAGCAGAAGAAAGUCACAUUGUACCUGCUCUACUGCGUGGCCACUGCAGUCAUCGGUUCGCUGCAGUUCGGUUACAACACCGGGGUCAUCAAUGCACCAGAGCAGAAACUGCGCCGCUUCUUCCAAAACGUUUCUCUGGAGCGCUUCGAUGAGCCCUUCACUCCCGGAGCCAUCACCAUGGUGUGGAGUUUUGCCGUGGCCAUCUUUAGCGUGGGGGGUAUGUUUGGCUCCUUCAGUGUGGGGGCCAUGGUCAACAAGUUUGGCAGGAGGAAGUCCAUGCUGCUGGCCAACGUUCUGGCUGUGCUGGGCGGGGGCCUCAUGGGACUGUCCAGCCUGAGUCGCUCUUUCGAGAUGAUCAUCAUCGGACGCUUGAUCAUCGGUGUCUUCUGCGGCCUGUGCACGGGACUGACGCCCAUGUAUGUGGGCGAGAUCGCCCCCACCGCCCUCCGAGGGGCUUUCGGCACCCUGAACCAGCUGGGCGUGGUCAUCGGCAUCCUGGUGGCACAGAUCUUUGGAUUGGAGUUUCUUCUGGGCUCUGACAGACUCUGGCCCAUCCUCCUGGCCUUGACCGUCCUGCCUGCCAUCCUCCAGACCAUCAUGCUGCCCUUCUGCCCUGAGAGCCCCCGUUACCUUCUCAUCGUCCUCAAACAGGAAGAGGAAGCCCGGCAAGCGCUGGUGCGCUUGCGCGGUCGCCAGGACGUGAGCGAGGACAUGGACGAGAUGAGGGAGGAAGGGAUGAAGAUGGCCAUGGAGAAAAAAGCCACCAUCUUGGAGCUCUUCCGCUCGCACAACUACCGCCAGCCCAUCAUCAUCGCCAUCGUCCUGCAGCUCUCGCAGCAGUUGUCGGGCAUCAACGCCGUCUUCUACUACUCGACGGGCAUCUUUGCCACGGCUGGUGUAACGCAACCCAUCUACGCCACCAUUGGUGCCGGAGUAGUCAACACCGUGUUCACCGUCGUUUCCCUCUUCCUGGUUGAGAAGGCGGGCCGAAGGACCUUACACCUAAUAGGACUCGGCGGAAUGGCCGUUUCUGCCCUGGUCAUGACCAUCUCCCUUUCGCUUGUGAAAACGACCCCGUCUCUGAGCUACUUGGCCAUCGUGGCCGUGUUUGCCUUCGUGGCCAGUUUUGAGAUGGGUCCCGGUCCCAUCCCUUGGUUCAUCGUGGCCGAGCUCUUCUCCCAGGGCCCUCGACCCGCCGCCAUGGCUGUCUCUGGGUUCUCCAACUGGACCGCCAACUUCCUGGUGGGCCUCGGGUUCCCCAAACUGGAGGAACUCUGCGGGCCUUACGUGUUCAUCAUCUUCAUGGUCUUGCUCAUCAUCUUCUUCAUCUUCACUUUCCUGCGAGUGCCCGAGACCAAAGGAAGGACCUUUGACGACAUCGCUCAAGCGUUCGCCGCCAGCGCCGCCAAAUCCUCCGGCUCCCCCGUGCCCGAAGCGGCGGUCGUGGAUCUGCCCGGGAGCAAAGAACCUCCGCCCAUGUCCCCUACGGAAAAGGUCCCCAUGGUGGCACUUCCUGCCGACAAGCCCUAAAACGGAGAAGUUAGAAAAGGUCAGUGAAUGACAUCACAUAUGAGACUUUUUAUAGAUUCAAAAAAAUCACAUAAAACAGGGUAUUUGAUUUGUUGUGUGUGGAAAUGCCAAAAUAAUUAACCCGGGUCCUUGUAAGCCGGCUUUAACGGAAUUUCUGGCCCAUAAAACUUUGUUGACGUUCUUCGCCAACCGCCCGCCUCGUUUUUAAGAGGAUCACUGUGCAUUCAGUGUUAAGACCCCCUCGGCCAUCGGCUGCGUUAGAAGGUUGCCGGAUUUGAGCUUUUAGGUAUUGAGGUCAAGCUCAGCAAAGCCCGACUGACCCCGAAAUGCUGAUGGCGGGGGUCCCGGACCCCAAAGCCUUCCCUGUGACACACGGAGGAAUACGGCUACUUCAAAGAAUUACAUCCAAGCCACGAACAAUGUGAUGUGUGUGUUUAUACCGUGUGCGUGUUGGACUCUGCUGCUAAAGAAGAAACAAGUUGUGUGAACAUCUACUGCCAAGGAGGAACUUUGAUUGCAUGACCAUGAGGUGGACUUGAGGCUUUUUGCUGACUUUUCACUUUUUCCAGCCAAUGAAACCAACCACAUACUUGCAGACCGAAAAGUGUUGCUUUGGCGCCAUCUGGGGGCCUCUUGGGAAUGAAAUGUGUUGAGGAGCUUCAUUUGGAUGAAAGUAGUAAAGAUUAUUCGAGAAGGAAAUUACAGUGGAGAGUCAAAUACUUGCAAAGGUCUGUCUCAUACAAAAGUAGUGCUUAACAGUAAUGUGUAAAUUAAAAAAUUUCCCUCAAUUACAUUUAAUGACUUUUUAGAGCCGCUUCAUUAGCGUUUAUUUUUUAAUUUUUAGUUUCAUUAUUUCAUUAGUUUCAGUAUUACUGUAUUUUUUUCAUAUAGAGACUAUUUGUUCACUGAAAGGGAAAAAAGUCACAACUAUUAUAAAUAAUAAUGAAAUUAAUAAAAUAAUUAAAAACAUUUUUGAUAACUAACCUUAAUAUCAUUACGGUGGCAAAGCACUACUUUUGUUUUAGACAUUUCUACACAUUGACUUAAUGAAGCUCUUACUUGCACUUCAACAUAGUUCCCAGGCGCCAAGAUGCCACAGGAGAGCACCAAAGCACUACUUUUAUUUUGGGCAGGGCUUUGGCCUACAAACAAAAACAGCAAAUAGGAGAGCAAAUUGCAAACGUUUGCUCAAAGUCUGCUGAUUCAUUUUCAGCAAAGAGGUCCAAUCAAAACACUAGCAACUAUUUAUUUCAGUGGUUUGGAUGCACGAAAAAUGAGCAUUUGUUUGUUUUGAAUGCUGCUGCGGCAACGACAGUAACGACUGCGACAGCAACUUGAGGAGCCAGCAGCGUUACGUUUGCACUUUGGUGAUUUCCGUCUGCCGUCCUGCUUAAUUUUCAUCCACUGGACGCAUUCUGUCAAUUUAUUCAAUAUGUCGAGAUGAAUCCUCCCCUCCGAGAUUCUUUUGUAGGCUGACAUCGUUGAAAGUUUACAUUAACUUCGAUUGGCCCUUCGAGGGGUACCUAAUAUAUUGAUUAGAGUGUACGUUUAUUAAAUGCUAAUUUUUCAUGCUCUUCUGUCUUUGGACUGUUAUAAUGCCAUUCCUGUAUGCCAGCCUCUAAUAUGUAUAUUUUGCUCUGUGUUUGCAUUUUUAUAUGGGUACGACAAAAAUGGUGAGUGGGUGUCACUUUGCUGUGAAACAACUCCUUGAAAAAGUGGAAAUAAAGUUGUGCAUCUGUUUAAAAUA